UGUCAACGGUAUUGUUAAUAAACUUGGAAUGGAAAUGGAACCAGUCCUCCAAUUCAGAACCUUGAAACUGGUUUCUUCAAAAUUUGCUGCUCUUGCCUGCCCUACUUUUCCUUCUUCCCUUCACUAUAUAUAGAUCAAGAUAUUCAUAUCAUUAACACCCAUAAAGCUUCUUUUUCACUUUCUCUUCUUCUAAUCCUUAUUCUACACUACCUACUACUUCUCAACCAAGAUCCUAUAUACAUGUCGCCUGCAAUGGCACUAAAUGAGCAGAGGAGCAAGGAUGAUGCAGCAGAAGAACAAAUUGAAUAUGAGAAAGGAGAGAAGCAUCUGUGUGAGAAAGGUCAUAUUCGUGCUGUACCUAAGAAGUACAUACUUCCUGUUGCUGACAGACCCACCAAGACUGUGAAAGAUUCGAAUGUUUUGAACCAAAAUCUUCAGUUACCCAUCAUUGAUUUUGCCGAAUUGCUUGGUCCGAACAGGCCCCAAGUCCUUCAAUCCCUAUCCAAUGCUUGUCAACAGUAUGGAUUUUUCCAGCUGGUAAAUCAUUGCAUCUCAGAUGAUGUUGUGAGGAGCAUGAUAGAUGUGAGUGGAAGGUUCUUUGAUCUGCCUUUGGAGGAGAGAGUUAAGUACAUGACAACUGAUAUGGGAGCACCGGUUCGAUGUGGGACCAGUUUCAGUCAAACCAAAGACAGUGUGUUGUGUUGGAGGGAUUUCCUGAAACUCCUGUGCCAUCCCUUACCAGAUUUCCUCCCCCAUUGGCCUGUUUCACCACUGGACUUUCGGAAAGUAGUUGGCACCUACGCGGAAGAAAGCAGACAUUUGUUUCUGGUGGUAAUGGAAGCGAUCCUAGAGAGCUUGGGAAUAAUGGAAAAGGAGGAAAAAGAGAGUGUAAUGGAAGAGUUUGAAAAUGGGAGUCAAAUGAUGGUGGCGAAUUUCUACCCACGAUGCCCUGAACCGGAGCUUACCUUGGGUAUACCCCCUCACUCCGACUAUGGCUUCCUCACACUUCUUGUACAAGAAGAGGUAGAAGGCUUGCAAGUUCAGUACCAAGACAAAUGGGUCACUGUUCAACCCAUUCCCAAUGCCUUUGUAAUCAACGUUGGUGAUCACUUAGAGAUAUAUAGCAACGGAAAAUACAAGAGCAUAUUGCAUAGAGUUAUAGUGAAUGAAGUUAAGAGUAGAGUGUCGGUGGCUUCGCUUCAUAGCCUUCCAUUUAACAGCACAGUGAAACCGUCACCAAAACUCGUCGAUGAAGACAAUCCCAAGCGUUACAUGGACACAGAUUUUGCCACUUUUCUUGCCUACGUAUCUUCCCAAGAGCCAAAUAAGAAGGAUUUUCUCGAGUCAAGAAAAUUGCUGUGAUACAUUCAUAAUUAGAAAGCAGAAUAACGAAAAAAAAAAUCACAGAUAUAAAUUAAUUAAAGCGAGGUAGAAAAUAUGUAAUACGAAUGGCUUCAAUUUCAACGUCCCUCGUGAACAAUAGUUUGUAUUUAUGUUUUGUUUUGUGUUUAAUCACUGAGUUGUAGAAGGAAAUUUUGGAAAUUAUGAUUGUCUUAAUUUUGGAA
This is a messenger RNA of Vigna angularis (adzuki bean), 1565 nucleotides long. RefSeq names its product probable 2-oxoglutarate-dependent dioxygenase SLC1. The coding region runs from base 241 to 1362 and encodes 373 amino acids. The transcript is spliced from 5 exons. The record is from RefSeq and is a predicted model, not a curated record. NCBI's taxonomy places the organism in Eukaryota, Viridiplantae, Streptophyta, Magnoliopsida, Fabales, Fabaceae.